Messenger RNA from Rhincodon typus (whale shark), 602 nucleotides. RefSeq names its product polyribonucleotide nucleotidyltransferase-like. The record is from RefSeq and is a predicted model, not a curated record. NCBI's taxonomy places the organism in Eukaryota, Metazoa, Chordata, Chondrichthyes, Orectolobiformes, Rhincodontidae. The transcript is spliced from 5 exons. The coding region runs from base 168 to 602 and encodes 144 amino acids.
UGCAGCGCGGCGGCUUUGACUCCGAUCGGACGGGCCAGCCGGCGCCAUUUUGUCGGUGUCGGCUGCGAAGUGGGACGGAGGCCGGCGCCCCUUUUUUUUCUCUCUUUAUAGAGGCGGAUUGCUACUCAAAAACUUCAGAAGAGUUGAGUCUGCAAUAAUCCAUAACAAUGGGCUACGAUAAAUAUGAUAAACGUGAAACCAGUCGAAGUGAGCGGAGUGGCCGUUAUGGCUCUGAAUGGAACAGAGACGACCACAGAGAGUCACGGGGUAGACGCGAUUAUGACUAUAAAGAUGUUGAUUAUCGUGCUCCGCCAAAUCACGGCAGGGACUAUGAUCGUGAUAGACGUCGCAGUGACUAUCGGAAUAAUGACCGCUAUCAAGAUUACAGGAACUAUGAGAAUUCUGAGAAUUGUGAAGAUGACAAUAGAUUUGAAAGACCUGAGGGAAGCCAUCCCCCGGCCUUGUCUGAUGAUGGACACAGAUGCUAUGAUGUUCUGUGUGAGGAGCUGUUGAGUGCUGUAAUCCUGGUGCAAAGAAUGUGUGGUAGAGACUCUGGCAGCUUACUUGACAUUCUUUUUACUGUGAGAACGGGCAACAAUUAG